Molecule: messenger RNA, 408 nt
Organism: Apiotrichum porosum
Lineage: Eukaryota; Fungi; Basidiomycota; Tremellomycetes; Trichosporonales; Trichosporonaceae
Exons: 6
Coding region: 1-408 (135 amino acids)
Biological process (GO): RNA splicing
Cellular component (GO): cytoplasm; nucleus; exon-exon junction complex
Molecular function (GO): mRNA binding
Source: RefSeq, a predicted model, not a curated record
AUGGCCGACGUUGACAUGGGAUCUGACAGGCGACUGGAUGCUGGAUCUAACGGCAAGGACGGCAACUCGUGGGCCGCUCGCUCCGUCGAGGGAUGGAUCAUUAUCGUGACCGGCCUGAACGAGGAGGCUACCGAGGAGGACCUCCAGGACCAGUUUGGCGAGUUCGGCGAGGUGCGCAACCUCUCGAUGGCUCUCAACCGUCGAACGGGUUAUGUCAUGGGAUACGCUCUCAUCGAGUAUGCGCUCAAGAGCGAGGCGGAGGAGGCCAUCAAGGCCACCGACGGCACCGAGUUCCUGGAGAAGAAGAUCCACACCGACUUUGCGUUCGCCAAGGCGCCCGCGGGACGUCGUGGUGACGGUGGCAGGCGGGGUGGCCGCGACCGCUCUGUGUCGCCUAGCCGUCGUUGA